Vigna umbellata (rice bean) is the source of this 1598-nucleotide messenger RNA. RefSeq lists its product as uncharacterized. NCBI's taxonomy places the organism in Eukaryota, Viridiplantae, Streptophyta, Magnoliopsida, Fabales, Fabaceae. The record is from RefSeq and is a predicted model, not a curated record.
GAUGUCUUUCUUUUAGCAUAUGAAUAUCAUCCAUAUCCUAUGAUAUUCACCCACUUCACUGUGUUGCAUUAUCCUGAAGUUAGAAAUUCAGACAAUUGAAUUUGAGGUAGAAAUUCAGAAAAAGAAGAAACGGAGAUUGAAGGAGUAUGUCCUUAUUACAGAAGGGCCUGUGUUGUGUUUUUCACGUCCGUAACCACAAUGUAAGCUCUAUCAACAUCUCAUCAGCAAUGGUAUGCACCGCCACCAAUUUCCAUGCCCCAAAUCCCCCAUCGAUGGGACGUGGCAAAGCAAGGAGGAUCUUGAAACCUCUAUCAGCGGCGCUUCCCGUUCCACCGCCGCUUGACCUCACAGAAGACAACGUGAGACAGGCUUUGGAGGACGCUCGACAGGAGCUGGGUCAAAUCUUUGACACCUCUGUUGGUAUGACAGGAGUGGUUGAACUAGCUGACUUGGAUGGACCUUUUGUGAAGCUUAGCCUCAGGGGUCGCUUUUGGCACAAGCGUUCCACGGUCAUAGCCAGAAUCGCCAAUUAUCUCAAACAGAGGAUUCCUGAGAUUUUGGAGGUUGACAUAGAAGACGAGAAACAAUUGGAUGAUAGUCCUGAGAGUUUUUAAGUUGGGAAUUGAAUAAAACUACAAUGAUCUCUAGCAGCUAAACCUGGUACCCUGCCACCAUUUAUGAAUACUCUAGUUCCUGGUUGAACGAUGACUUUCUUUUUUUUUUGGUUUGAAAUCUCGUUGUAGUCUGAGUGGAGCUUGGAGAAGUCAUUUAGCCAGGUUCUUAGAGUUAGUUUCUGUCGUGUCGUGUGUAUAUCGUGGUUGGUGACCACAAUUUUCCAAGAAAUGUAGAUUAGAUGAUCUGAUCUGAAUGACUUAAUUGAACGCAACUAGUGGGUACUGAAUUUGUACCAACCAUUUACCUCAUUAAUUCAGCUAUUUGAAAUAACUUUUACGCCACUUUUUUACAAAUUAUUUUAUCUUAUGGAUAAUUGAACUUUGAAAACAUUGUUCUGAGAAAAAGGGAAUUAAUAUUUCAGUCAUCUAAUUGUUUUUACUAAAGAGGCGAAUAUAUCCAGUAAAAAGUUUAGUAUCUUAAACUUAAACUAAUUUCAAUGUUUAACUAGCACAUGGCUGGGUAACUUACUAACUAAUUGUUAGUAGUAUUAGUUGUAAUACCCCUCAAGGUCGAAAGUAAAGACAAAGGAUGGUUUGAAAAGUAAGGUCUGAAAAUGAGCAGCAGUUAAUGACUGACUUAGAUAACAAAUCAAAAUUCUGAUGGGCAGAUUUGACAUGAACUAAUUGGACUAAUUCUCUUACGAAGUGAAUGCCAGUGUGGAUGUGUUUGAAAUCAAAUGAAUAAUUGAUUGGUUGUAAUAUUAAAUAAUGAUAGAUGAAAUGGAAACUCAAGUGAGAGACGUUGGAGCCACACAACUUCACUACCAACAAGCAAAUGCUUUACACUCGGUGUCUAUCGAUGAUCUUGAAACAGUAGAGCUUCACCCAAGAAACACACAAAAACUAGUAGUAAAUUGCCUAGUGUCAGUACAACUUUAGUAGGAAGCUAUAUCUACUGGAAAAUACCCUAAAAGCUACCACUAA